AUCCGUUGGGUGGGGGAGGAAAAUGGGGUGGGCAAUAGCUCUCCACGGCGGCGCCGGGGACAUCCCACUCACCUUGCCGCCGGACCGCCGCCACCCGCGCGAGGAAGCCCUCCGCCACUGCCUCAGUGUAGGCGUUGAAGCUCUCAAAGCCCACAAACCUCCGUUGGAUGUUGUUGAACUUGUGGUUCGAGAGCUCGAAAACAAUCCACAUUUCAAUGCAGGUAGGGGCUCUGUCCUAACAACCAAUGGCACCGUUGAAAUGGAAGCAAGCAUCAUGGAUAGUACGAAGAGAUGCGGAGCCGUUUCUGGGCUGACCACUGUUGUUAAUGCCAUAUCUUUAGCAAGACUUGUAAUGGAGAAGACUCCUCAUAUAUAUCUGGGAUUUGAUGGAGCCGAGGCUUUUGCAAGGGAACAAGGAGUGGAGACCACUGAUUCAAGCCACUUUAUCACCCCAGAGAACAUUGAAAGGCUAAAACAAGCUAAAGAGGCAAACAGAGUGCAGAUUGAUUAUACACAACCAAUUCCACAAGCCCCAGCAGAAGAAACUGAGAUUCCGAACGGUGACAGUCAACUUGGAACUGUUGGAUGUGUGGCUGUUGAUAACCAUGGGAAUUUAGCUGCUGCAACUUCAACCGGGGGAUUAGUGAACAAAAUGGUCGGUAGGAUCGGCGACACUCCGGUAAUAGGGGCCGGGACGUAUGCUAACAAUCUCUGUGCAGUUUCUGCAACCGGCAAAGGCGAAGCCAUCAUACGCGGUACUGUGGCAAGGGAUGUGGCAGCUCUGAUGGAGUUCAAGGGUCUAUCUCUCAAAGAAGCAGCAGCCUAUGCUGUUGAAACUGUUCCUAGAGGCAAUGUCGGCCUGGUCGCCGUAUCCGCCUCCGGUGAAGUCACCAUGCCUUUCAAUACGACUGGAAUGUUUCGAGCUUGUGCGACCGAAGAUGGUUAUUCGGAGAUUGCAAUAUGGCCUUCCAAACAUGACUGAAUGAACAAUGUUACUGCAAAGCCAGUGCUGCAAGUUUUUGUUCUUCUUUCAGUCAUCAAAAAAAAUCUCUGUAACCUGAAACUUUGAUGUCUGCUGUGUUUAAAUGGAUUUGGUGUCUCUCUGUAUCUCUGUUGUUCUUUCUUAAUAAUAAGAGUAAGCUUCCAACUGACA
Messenger RNA from Momordica charantia (bitter melon), 1153 nucleotides. RefSeq names its product N-terminal nucleophile aminohydrolases (Ntn hydrolases) superfamily protein (gene ASPGA1). NCBI's taxonomy places the organism in Eukaryota, Viridiplantae, Streptophyta, Magnoliopsida, Cucurbitales, Cucurbitaceae. The record is from RefSeq and is a predicted model, not a curated record. Gene Ontology annotation, molecular function: hydrolase activity.